AUGGGGCGGGCACGGGACCAGGGCUGGACCCUAAAACCCCUUUGGGUAGCCAGCCCAGCUCAGCCAUACAGCUGCUCCGAUCUAUCCUUCGGAUGCAUCAACCUUCUGAUUCAAGUCCAGGUCGUGGUCAUGGCUGCCAACUACUGGGCUUCCACCCAGCGCCGACACUGGCUCUUCUCCCGCGAGAAAUUGGCCGAUGUUCGGAAUCGUCUCCGCGAACGCGAUAAGGUCGGCCAUUCGCAGUACCAGCUACCGGAUCAGCGCCUACUGAACAUCUACUUCAACCAACGCAUGUUUAACAUGAUCCCUGGGAUCCUUCUAUCUCGCAUGCAAGAUGGAAGAGUGCCCCCCAACACAUCCGCUUCGUGGUGGGCGAGGCCAGGGGAUUAUGGCCAGGUAAAGCAACAUCCCCUUUGGGUUCCCAGUGCCCACUAUCUCCAACCGGUGCUCACUAUCCCCACAGAAUUCAUUACCCCAGAUGUUGCCAAGCUCGGCGAGUGUGAAUUCGCCCUGAUCUCAGAAAUGAGUUCCCAGCUCAUCGUGCAUCACCCUUACCGCACCUUAUCCGAACUGCAGUCCGAGAUCCCGCUAAGCUCGGAUGAGGUCGCGCUAGCUUGGUCUGUGAUCAACGACCACUAUCUGACUGACCUUCCCUUACUUCACCCCCCCUCAUCUUGGCUCCGGGCCCCUCGGAUGCAGAAUCUAGUUCAAUGGCUUGCCGAGAGUGAAGUCGAUAUCAAGGCGGUCAUCGAGUGUACGCAGGAGCUGCUGUCUCUGUAUGAGGUCUGGGAGCAGUAUAACGAAAAGCAAUGUAAGGAAUUGAUUGGGCGCAUGGUCAAGAGUAAGAAUUUGGACAAGUGA
Penicillium chermesinum is the source of this 861-nucleotide messenger RNA. It is a transcript of the gene ssn8, whose product is annotated as cyclin-dependent protein serine/threonine kinase regulator SSN8. The transcript has 3 exons. Gene Ontology annotation, cellular component: mediator complex; nucleus. Gene Ontology annotation, biological process: positive regulation of transcription by RNA polymerase II. Gene Ontology annotation, molecular function: cyclin-dependent protein serine/threonine kinase regulator activity. NCBI's taxonomy places the organism in Eukaryota, Fungi, Ascomycota, Eurotiomycetes, Eurotiales, Aspergillaceae. The record is from RefSeq and is a predicted model, not a curated record. The coding region runs from base 1 to 861 and encodes 286 amino acids.